Messenger RNA from Loxodonta africana (African savanna elephant), 566 nucleotides. It is a transcript of the gene FAM229B, whose product is annotated as family with sequence similarity 229 member B. NCBI's taxonomy places the organism in Eukaryota, Metazoa, Chordata, Mammalia, Proboscidea, Elephantidae. The transcript is spliced from 3 exons. The coding region runs from base 48 to 290 and encodes 80 amino acids. The record is from RefSeq and is a predicted model, not a curated record.
CACCUUUGAGCAUCGGCAGCUGCGGAGGCCGGGGUCUUCAGUGAAUUAUGCCUUUUUGGUUUGGGACCCAGACAAGGAGGUUUCCAGUAGAAGGAGGAGAUUCUCCGAUUGGGCUGGAACAUGGGCUAAGCGCCAGUGCUGCCUGUAAUGGGAAAGAGACUUCACCAACCAGGCAGCUCCGAAGAUGCCCUGGAAGUCAUUGCUUGACAAUAACUGAUGUUCCCAUCACUGUUUAUGCAACAAUGCGAAAGCCAGCUGCACAAAGCAGCAAGGAAAUGCAUCCUAAAUAGCAUCAUUAAGUCCUUUGUAGAGGGUCGACUAGGUCAAGGGUAAUGGGCCAGUAUCAUCUGGUAAACAAAUAAAGGUGGUGGCAUCUUUGGACAAUGACAACGGUUGAAAUAUUUACUUUUAGUAGGAAAGAUAGAAUUGUAGUCAGUAAAACAUGCAUAAUGAUAAGUCAUCAGUCAUGUUUGAUAGAUAAGACAGAAUAAUAUUUCAUAAUUAGAAAGUGCCUUUGAGAUCAUCUAGCCUAUAGGAAUCAUUAAUAUCAAUAAUUCAAGGUGAAA